GAAUAAGGUCCCCCUCCCAACGUGCAUGCGCGUGAAUUUGAAGAGAAUACGCCAUAUUGAAUCUCAAUAGAAAUCAGCUAGUGUUUUCCCCCUAUCUAGCGGCGUAGUGGGGGGCUACUUUCCCCAUGGUCCUAACUCGGUUUCAGGCUUAAUUUUCGUGUUUCGGCGGAGGGGGCAUCUCUCAGGUUGAGGGGGCUCGGCGCGCGGCAUCACGACGGACUCGUUGGCGUUGUACCCAACACGGGGGAGGGGGGGGGGGUCACCGGAGAACCAAGUUGAAUGGAUCCGAGGGUAGCUUGGAUUCAGCCCGAACAGAAAGGACCGGCGAACGCUUUAUGGAUGCACGUCUGGGAAACCUCUCAGGGAGUACGGACGCUCUCCGCGCAGCACGUCCACAACCAAUGUGUCAAUUACGCCGCGCUGGACGUGUUGAAAAAUGCCGUGCUAUCGAGCAAGAGCCUGGGCAGCAGCCAUCGCAGCAGGAUCGUGUACGGCGGCGGCGGCUCGACUUGUGUGAACGACGCCGCGAUAUCCUCGCUGGGCAUGGCGCUGUCCAACUUUUUCAGCCCGGCCUCCGACGCGGCCGAAGGCAGGGCAAUCAGCCCCAAGGCCGGCUGCUCGUCGCUGGAAUCCCGGAAGGCGGACAGUCCCCCCUCCGGCUGCCCGUCGGAGAGACCCGCGGCUGGGAAUAAAAACGUCGGCCUGCUGUUCGCCCUGGGUGACAACACGGACAACAAUCGGCUCCACCAACACCUCCUCCAUCCCAACCGCCACACGUUCAAUUUGCAGCAGUUGUGCGUGAAAAGUCACCAGCUGGCCCCUUCCGUACCCGUCAACCACUCGCAUCACACCGUGCGCCACCCCGCCAGGAGGAAAAGUGACAAUAAGGCCAGCACUUACGGGGUCAAUUACUUGCUUUCCAACUGCACUAACGGCAACGACGCAAGCACUUGGACGCCCUGGAAAACGAGAAACUACAACCCGGGAGUCCUCGGACUCCACGAAGAGGUCAUGGACUUCUACAACUUCAUGUCUCCGCGUCCAGAGGAGGCUGCAAUGAGGAAAGAGGUGGUCAACCGGAUAGAGAGAAUCAUCAAGGAGUUGUGGCCCACUGCAGAUGUCCAAAUAUUUGGCAGCUUCAGCACAGGACUGUACCUUCCAACAAGCGACAUUGACCUGGUGGUGUUUGGAAAGUGGGAGCGCCCUCCGCUGCAGGAGUUGGAACAGGCCCUUCGCAAGCACAACGUCGCCGAGCCUUUCUCCAUCAAAGUGCUGGACAAAGCUACUGUGCCAAUCAUAAAGCUGACAGACCAGGAGACUGAGGUGAAAGUGGACAUCAGCUUCAACGUGGAGACUGGCGUCAAGGCGGCGUGCUUCAUUAAAGAUUAUGUUCAGAAGUAUCCAGUGCUGCCUUACCUGAUCUUUGUGCUGAAGCAGUUCCUGCUGCAGAGAGAUCUAAAUGAAGUCUUCACAGGCGGAAUAAGCUCCUACUGCCUCAUCCUCAUGGUCAUCAGCUUCUUGCAGCUUCACCCUCGCAUCGAUGCCAGGAACUCCAGCGAGAACUUGGGCGUCUUGCUGAUCGAGUUUUUUGAGUUGUACGGUCGCCAUUUUAACUACUUGAAAACAGGGAUUCGCAUCAAAAACGGAGGUGCAUACAUUGCCAAAGACGACAUGGCCAUGACCAACGGUUACAGGCCGUCCAUGCUCUGCAUCGAGGAUCCACUGCUUCCAGGCAACGAUGUGGGCAGGGGGUCAUACGGUGCCAUGCACGUCAGACAGGUGUUUGACUACGCCUACACUGUCCUCAGCCACGCUGUGUCACCGCUCGCCCGAUCAUAUCCAAAUAAAGACUCGGAAAGCACCUUAGGAAGAAUAAUCAGGUUGACCCAGGAAGUGAUCGACUACAGAGAGUGGAUCAUCAAAAAGUGGGGUGGCAGGGAUCCGACUCGAAUGGAUAAUAGAGUGGCAACUGUCAAGGAGCUGGUGUCAGAUCAGGACCCCAACUGUAUUCUUGACAGCGGUGUCAGCGCAGAGGAGCAGCAGAGGGACUCUGUGUCCCCCCAGAGUGCAGACUCGCCAAUGUCCAUCUCCAGCCCCCAGCAGCACUCGUCUGCCUCCUCCGUCUCCUCGCUCUCUGGAUCAGACAACGACUCGGAUUCAGCACCACCGUGUCCCGUGCCUCCGCCCCCCCUGCCCCCAUACGCAGCAUUCCCGCCGCUGGGCCUCGCAUUUCCACCGGGAUUUAGUUUGGGCACAGCCAAGCCAGGAAUGGCAGCACACCAUCUGCUCUUGCCUCCUGGCUCACAGGCUCGCGCAUCGCUCCCCGGGGGUCUCCCGAUGCACUCCAUAGCUGGCAGACAGGUGUGCAUCGACACCGGUCUCCCCGCCUUCUUCCACAUGCCCCCCCCAGCCCACGGCCCCUCCAGUCCCCAGCCUCCGCCCAGCCCCCACUCCAGCCACGCACAUAAGAACGCCGUCAAGUUCAACAUGAAGGGCUUUCACAACCCCCCGCUCAUCACCAAUCCGCCCGUGGCGACCCGCGGCCACGCUCACACGCACACACAGUACCACCGGAACACUUGGCGGCGCCGAAAGAGGGACAGCCUUCCGGUCAGCCCCAGCAGAUAGAGACCGGGUGUCCCCCUCCCCCACACCCCCACCCCCCUCACGGAGACCAGCAGUUUUCACUCGACCGGGGCGGCCGCUACAUGAAACAGCCUCCAGCUCGGCUUCUGCUUCAGUGUGACCUUUUGUUCACUGCCUUGUAGCCUUCCAGUAUUAUGUUGCGGUCAGUAUUUUUGCUUCCCUCGGUUACGGCUCUUAAAAGAGCUCACGUCUAAUUUUUUUGUUUGUUUGUUUUGUUUUUUACGUGGCACUCGCGGGAGCCGCCAUUGGCCUUUCCAAGUUUCGAGCCUCCCAGCAAAGCUGUCCCAAUGUUCGGAGUUUUCUUCCUUUUUGUUUUGUGCAAUAUUUGUUUUUCAUUUUUGGAACUUAAAUGCUUAUUUAAUUUAGUGUCUAUAUUUGAAAGGCAUUUUUAUACAGUUUGUUUUAUUUUUUUAGCGUUUUACCUUCUGUUUACGGAACCUUUUGGGUUUCUCUGGUGAGAUGGAGCCCAGGUCCUUGACCCCCCCCCCCCCCUUCCCGUUCCCCACUUUUCCAGAGGAGAUCUCUCAAUAAGCCUCACGUUUUGCCCCUCCCCGACAAGGCGAGCCUGACACUCAUUGCGGGAGUUCGUUCAGUUACUCAUCCAGGAGGCAAGUGGCAGGAAAAUUGCACCCUGCCAUCAUAUCUUGGUGAGAGGAUGUAAUUGUCUUGGCGUUUUCAACCUCAAGAUUGUCUACAGUCUCUUUGUGGACUCGGUUGCUGCCAUAUUUCUUCUGUCACUGCCUUUUCUUUUUUUUUUUUUUUUUUUUUUACCACCCUGUUUACUGUCCUUUUCCAAGGUGGGGAUUGUGAAAAUAGGUUAGGAAACAUGGCCGGCACCGAUUUGGGAGAGCGACUUUAGGUGUGCGAAGCUGUAAAUCUGCGUCCAGGCCAUAAGGGGCUUCCCAUUUGAGGUCCGAGACAGAAAAAAAGGGAGGGCCAGGGUGGGAUCCUACUGAACCAAGGACCUAAGUGAAAGGGAAUUAUAUUUUGAUUCCAUUCAGGAAUCUUGUGUAUAUGUGACUGCCAGGUACUUCCGCUAAUUGUUUGCGUUGCCUUUCUUUGCGUUUACUCUGUGUGUGUCUUUGUAUGCACGCUCACAGAGACGACGACGACUGCGGCAAGGCUGUGACUCGCCAUCAAAACUACUAACGCACGCCCGUGUCAUUUCUAUGCAAGUGGGUUACUCCUAUUAUUGCGUCAUGUCUUGUGCAUUUUAGGAUUUUUGGUCGUGACCCUUGUGAGGAUAAGCGACUUGGGAGAAUGGAUAGAUGGUACCCCACCACCCCAGUUACCCCCGAUGAUAACAGACAGUACUCAGUUGGACUGGCCAGGACUUCAUUUAUAUUCUGGUGUUUGUGUAGUUUGAACAACAGCCCCCAUCCUCGUGUGACGCUCCGGUCUUAUUUUUAAAAUAAAAACAAACAAAAAAAAUAUGUAAACACCUUCCCGCCAGUUGUAAGGAAUAGGGGGGAUUUUAUCAUCUGUGUUUGGGGUCCGAGUAUGUGCAGUGUCUGUGUGUGUGACUUAGAAAAUUGCGUGUGGAAGGACGGUUUUGGAAUCAGACAGGAUGCGCCCAGAGAGCGACUUGCCCUCUGCCGGUGCAGCACCACACAAGCUUUUUACAUGACAUUGAUGAUGUUCAAUGCUGUUACACUAUUUCAACUUUUUUUUAAUUUUUUUUUCCUCUAGGGAAGAAAACACCCGGCAGCUUUGACCCGUCGCUCGUAACUGUCUACCUACUCAUCAGUCUUACCCCCCCCAGCUAAUCACCAACACACACAUGCAAAAAUGAUAUUAUCCAAAUUUAAAUUGUCAUGUACUCUACCGCCACAUUUUCUUAUCUUUUCUGAUUGAAUUGGAGCAGCACAUUUUUCUUCCAUUACAGGCCCCGUUCCGAAAUUUUAAAACGGGUCUUAAAAGUCACCUCUGGUUUUAUAAGGGAGGGACAAUAAAAUGAGCGACGGGCAGUUUGUUGGAUUGGGUCAGAGUUGCCAAAUAUCUUCCCGCAGUAACCCAUCUCGUGGAAACAUGUCGUAGUUCUCCUCGCUUCACCUUUCGGCAACGAGAGAGCAACAGCGAUCCGCCAGGGUUCUGCCCUCCAAUGUACAACGAAGGUUCAAUGUAACCUCCCUCUUGUCACAAGUACGAUGAGGGGGUUUUAAAAGUGUGGCUUAUCUUAUCCGGUCAUUUUUGUCCCGGCUGAUUGUUGUGAGCCAGAAAACAAGUCAGCCAGCUUUUUUUGUUUCGGGGCUGUUUUUCUGGACGUUUUUAUGUAUGUUUUUCUAUUUUAUUUUUUAAAUAAACAUUUUGAAACUGCCA
Syngnathoides biaculeatus (alligator pipefish) is the source of this 4965-nucleotide messenger RNA. RefSeq names its product terminal nucleotidyltransferase 4A (gene tent4a). NCBI's taxonomy places the organism in Eukaryota, Metazoa, Chordata, Actinopteri, Syngnathiformes, Syngnathidae. The record is from RefSeq and is a predicted model, not a curated record. Gene Ontology annotation, biological process: RNA 3'-end processing. The transcript is spliced from 13 exons. Gene Ontology annotation, molecular function: poly(A) RNA polymerase activity; mRNA binding. Bases 280 to 2628 code for a protein of 782 amino acids. Gene Ontology annotation, cellular component: TRAMP complex; nucleolus.